Messenger RNA from Suncus etruscus (white-toothed pygmy shrew), 575 nucleotides. RefSeq names its product family with sequence similarity 210 member B (gene MIMS2). The transcript has 3 exons. The record is from RefSeq and is a predicted model, not a curated record. Gene Ontology annotation, cellular component: mitochondrion. Lineage: Eukaryota; Metazoa; Chordata; Mammalia; Eulipotyphla; Soricidae. The coding region runs from base 1 to 567 and encodes 188 amino acids.
AUGGCCGGGCUGCGGGUGCGGGUGCUGCUCGGCGCGGCGGUCCGGGCGGGCAGGGCCGGCGACGGGCUCCGGGCUCGGGCUGCCGGCCUCUCCUGCUGGGCCCCGCCGCGGCGCUCCGUGCUGCCUGGCUCGGACGCCCGGACGCUCUGCUCCGCCCCCGGGGACCUCCGGGGACGCCAGGACCCCGGCAGAGUCCCCCAGACAAACCAGAGCAGCAGUGCAGAGGAGAAAAAGCCUAGCAAGUCCCAGCAGCUGAAGAAGCUGUUCCAGGAAUAUGGGGCCGUGGGAGUGUCACUGCACAUCGGGGUGUCGCUGGCAUCCCUGGGCAUGUUCUACACAGUGGUUUCAAGCGGCGUGGACAUGUCUGCCCUCCUGCUCAGACUCGGCUUUCAAGAGUCGCUGGUGCAGUCCAAGCUGGCGGCAGGCACCAGCACCUUCGUGGUGGCCUACGCCAUCCACAAGCUCUUUGCGCCCGUGAGGAUCAGCAUCACCCUGGUGUCUGCGCCUCUGCUCGUCCGCUACUUACGAAAAGUGGGAUUCUUCAAGCCUCCUGCUGCGAAGCCGUGACGCAUUCC